UACCAAUUCUAUCUUUAUUUUGAGACAUGUCUCUUGAAUCAGGACGGCUGACUUUCACAAAUCAGAAAAUUUUCUUCCUCUUGUUUCCAAAUUUCGACAAGCUUAGAUGAAUUCAAUACAUCAUUUGGACAAGCCUAAAUGAUGCCUUUUGAUGCCUAUUAACUUUUUCAUAAAUAAUGUGGCAAACAAGUUGACUCAAGACCGAAAAUGCAAAAAAUGUUAGACAAAAUAUCAGUUAUUGUUUUCAAAGGGAACGCAGGGGAAGUAGGGAGGAAUGAUAGGAAACGUCACCCUACCUUCCAUCGUCAAGGGAAAGUCUUUUUGAAGUCAGUAUUAAAUUUAUUUAUGAUUAUUAUUAGCAAAGUUUAUAAGUAUCUUCCCUGGGUACCAGAGCCUGAGAAAUUCGGUAUGACAUGAAACAUAAAAUAAUGCUUCAUUCUAUGUGACAUGAAGCAUUUUGGAUUUUUUGUCAUAAGGAAAAGUAUCCUCUCUAAGCAACAGCCGAAAAUAAAUUCAAGUGUUAAGAAUUUUUUCCUGUUAGAGGAAAACGCACUUGCCCAAACCAAGCUGACCAAUGAAAUGUAUUUAAAGGUUUUUUUUUCAUCUAAUUUGGAUUGAAAUUGGCUAUUGAGGGGGAGAAUUGACUUGAUCGGCAUCUUAACUAACAAUUCUUUUCAUCUUGAUUUCAUCAUCAUGACCACCAUCUUGAUCGAAAUUUUCGUCCUCUAAAAACACAGUUCUGCUCAAAACUGCUAAAUAUGAAUUUUUGCGUAAAUUUUAUUUGUCGGUUAACAAUUAUAAGAAACUUUUUAGGCAUUCAGGUAUAGUGUUCAUUUUUUGGCAAAUUCAAACCAAUAGGCUUAGUUACAUGACACGACUGAAAGAUUUAAUUUCUUUUAUUUAGGAUAAUAAUAAGACCUUCAAAUAUAUUUUAUUGGUUAAUUUGGAAUGAUAGAAAGCUUUAUGGGCAUUUUAACUUUCCUUCCUUUUCUGAUAAAAAGAUCAAGGCUAUAGGCUUAGAAAAAUGAUCAAUAAUUCGACCAAAAGACUUAAUUUCUCAAGUGCAAUCUUCUAGCUAAAUAUGAUAAUAAGACCUUUAAAUACACUUUAUUGGUCAAUUUGGAAUGAUAGAAAGCUUUAUGGGCAUUUUAACUAUCCUUCCUUUUCUGAUAAAAAGAUCAAGGCUAUAGGCUUAGAAAAAUGAUCAAUAAUUCGACCAAAAGACUUAAUUUCUCAAGUGCAAUCUUCUAGCUAAAUAUGAUAAUAAGACCUUCAAAUAUAUUUUAUUGGUUAAUUUGGAAUGAUAGAAAGCUUUAUAGGCAUUUUAACUAUCCUUCCUUUUCUGAUAAAAAGAGCGAGGCUAUAGGCUUAGAAAAAUGAUCAAUAAUUCGACCAAAAGACUUAAUUUCUCAAGUGCAAUCUUCUAGCUAAAUAUGAUAAUAAGACCUUUAAAUACACUUUAUUGGUCAAUUUGGAGUGAUAGAAAGCUUUCUGGGCAUUUUAACUUUCCUUCCUUUUCUGAUAAAAAGAGCAAGGCUAAUGGCUUAGGAAAAUGAUCAAGAAUUCGACCAAAAGACUUAAUUUCUCAAGUGCAAUCUUCUAGCUAAAUAUGAUAAUAAGACCUUUAAAUACACUUUAUUGGUCAAUUUGGAAUGAUAGAAAGCUUUCUGGGCAUUUUAACUUUCCUUCCUUUUCUGAUAAAAAGAGCAAGGCUAAUGGCUUAGGAAAAUGAUCAAGAAUUCCACCAAAAGAUUUAAUUUCUCUAGAGCUUUCUUAAAGUCAAAUAUGAUAAUAAAAACUAAUGAUAAUAACUUUUAACAUGAUAAUUUAGAACGAUAGAAGCUUUGUUAGUGUCCAAAACUUCAACCGCAUAUCUUCUUCUCAAGAGCAGGUUUCUACUUACUUACAUUGGAACUUUUAAUGUCAUUUGAGUGGUGAGUUUCGAAUGAUUGUCUGCAAUUUUUACAUUUUUAGUACAAGGCAAGGCUUUAGACUUGGGCAAAUGGCCAAAAAUUCGAUGGAACUUUCCAUGCUCUUGAGAAGAGAUUGGUUGUAUAUUUUCUAUUAUUGCUAUGUUAAAAGUUCAAUGUAAAUUGAUCAAUAAUAUGUCUUUAUAAUAUGCCAUAAACUGUUACAUAGCCGAUGAACCAAUAGCGGUAUUUUUCUCGAGCUUGCGGGAGGGGUACCUCCCCCCCCCCCCCAAGCUACUCCAUUCCCUUUUCUUGAUAGUGUUUUGUAUAGACUGUUCACAAUAGUUUCUAAACAGCACAAAGAAUAAAAAAAAUGACUUAGUUAACAUUGUUUUUUGUAAAGUGAUUAUAAGGAAUUUUUUAAACCCCUUUUUUUAGGAGGGGAUGUCAAAUAUUUGCGGGACCUCUCUUUCGAUGAAUUGUAUGUGUGCGUCAUUUAUAAGGCAAAUAAGACAAAUGAAAGACAUUUGGUGGUUGUCAGAGAGAUGAUAGUGGAAGAAAGUCCCAGAGGUGUUUUAUAAUGAGUAUCACGCAUUGUUUUGUGGGUAAAAAGGCUUUGCGCGCUUCCCAUAUGGGACUUUCGAACCAUUUUAUAAAAAGCUUAUUGUUUUUGAGAACAUAGAUGUACGACACCCAAUGUUGAAUAGAAUCUGGUUUGCUUAUUGUCUAAAUUGGCUUUGUUGUAAACAGAUUGAAUUAUUUUCUUGCAUUCUUAAGCCUGAAAACAAUACCCAUUUUAUGCACACAUUUUCCAGCUGAUAAGACCUGUUCACGGCAUUCAGUUGUUUCCAAGCAUGAUCAAGUGAUCGUCUUCAACAGAAUCGAAAAAGGCAAACAUUUUUUCGAUCAUCAAAGAAAAGAGCAGAACCUUGGCGAGUUGAUGUCAUUGCAGAUCUUUAAGGAGGGAGAAAAAUCAGAAUUCUAUUCGUAGAGAAGAAGCGAUUAUUUAGCCAGGAGAUCCUCACAUCCGUUAACUCCUAAGUUAUCCUAAAUCGAGCACAAGACCAUCGUUGCUAAAGGCUGCUUCAAAAAAGACAGGCUCUAAUUCUGGCGCAGAACCUUCGGUGAUCAAACGCUAUCGGUUUCACAAACCAAGGGUUACUUCAUAAACUUAUCCCAAGGCUACGGCGGUAAAGCAAUUUUAUUCCAUGAUAGAUAAUAUAGACGGUGGAUAGUGAUUUGCUUCUUCUAUAUUUCAUUCAAACGGAAUAUCUACCUGCUAGCUGAAUUUGAACAAAUAAUCGCAAGAAUUGACGGUUGAGUUAAAAUGGAGAUUAAAAAGCUUGCAUUCUGGCGAGCCGUAUUGGCUGAAUUUCUUGCCACCUUAAUUUUCCUCUUCGUAAACUGUGGUGUCACGCUCACUUGGAAUACUUCACCGAGCAUCACACAGAUCGCCUUGUGCUUCGGCCUCAGUAUUGCAGUUCUGGCACAGAUUUUUGGUCCAACAAGUGGUGCAAACAUUAAUCCGGCAGUUUCUAUUGGCCUCUUUGUUUCACGAAGAAUUUCAGCUAUUCGCAUGAUCUUCUACAUGGUCGUCCAAUGUGCAGGAGCCAUCACUGGAGCUGCUGUAUGUUAUGCAAUAUCGCCAGAAAGCAAGCGAGGUCUGCUUGGCACAGUGUUCCUUGGUCCCGGAGUGACAAGAUACCAAGGCUUUGCUUUGGAGGGCGUUCUUACCUUUCUCUUGGUGAUGACUGUGCUUGCUGCAACAGAUCAAGACAGGGAGGACAAGACAUUUGGCCCUGCCUUGUCUAUCGGAUUAUCUGUCACUGUGUGCCAUCUAAUUGGGAUCCCAUACACUGGCUGCGGAAUCAACCCAGCAAGAGCUUUAGGACCGGCGGUAGUAAUGAAAAUAUGGCCAAACUAUCAUUGGAUUUACUGGGCAGGGCCUGCGGUAGGAGCAAUUUUAGCUGGUGGCCUUUACAAAUGCAUUUUUGAGGGUGAGCGGAGCGAUAAAAAUAGCCUUGACCUUACAGGCCUUGACUACAUUGUUGAAAACAGUUUGUCAUUGGCCAAAGAAAGAGGAAAUUCUGGUGUCCUCAGGGCUGCAACAACUGGUCUUUGAAAACAUGGUUAGUACAUCUGACAUUUUGCUUUUACAAGACUGCAUGGACCAAUGGACAUUUGCAAAAUUAUCAAGGGACUUAGGGUUGGAGCGAUUACAUCCUUAAAGUAUAGGUGGCCUUACAUUAUGCUGCUCCAGAGCAGUGGAAAACUAAAAAUGGCGGUUUUACAGUCUGUUUUACAACCCACAUAAAUCCGGGAAAUCGUUUUCUUUAUUCUCACCGACUCAGUGAAUUUGAGACAAAUUCUAGCCUCCUUGCUUGAGUUUCGUUAGUAUUGCUUAUGUGACUUAUAUUCUUGUCCAAUGACGUCAUCACCCAUAGCAGUCACCAGUAAUAACACUUCCCCACGUGACUAGAUAAUUCCUCUUUCCCACCGACUGCCACGCUCGCAACCACAGCUAUUUGGCGACGACAUUAGAUGUUUUGGUCCUUGCUUCCAUCCUUUUAGGUAUUCUAUAAGCAUAGUACUUAAUGUUGUUUCAAGUAGAGAUAAUUGGUAUGUUAUUAUCCUCUAAGAUUUUAGCCUCGAGUAUGCUCAUAAAAAGCUGCCUAGUGAGAGACAUUCAACUGCAUAUCAUUGUUCAUUGUAUUAUAAAACCUUUAUAACUUCAGGCAUUGUUUUAGCGACUAAGUCAACUUAAUUCUUUUUUUAUGUAAAUAAUCGUUUACUAACAACUGUAAAUUUUAAGGUUGGGCAAAAUCAAUAUGCUUUCAUCAUAUGCUUGUAGGCAUGCAGCUAGUAAGAGAUAGUCUUGAAUGCUGUCAAGGAUAAUCAUGCAUCUUUGCCUUUAA
Messenger RNA from Rhopilema esculentum, 4825 nucleotides. The record is from RefSeq and is a predicted model, not a curated record. Lineage: Eukaryota; Metazoa; Cnidaria; Scyphozoa; Rhizostomeae; Rhizostomatidae.